GGAUGUAAAUCGCCUUGAUGAACUCCCCGACUACAUGAAGUUGUGUUUUCGUGUUAUGUACAAUGAAGUCAAUAGCAUUGGACGUUAUAUUCUCAGGAAAAAAAAUAUCAACGUGAUCACGUUUCUUAAAAAGUCUUGGACAGAUCUAUGCAAAGCAUAUUUAGUAGAAGCAAAGUGGUACAGAAGAAAGUACAAACCAAAUCUGGAGGAGUACAUGCACAAUGCUUGGAUUUCAGUAUCAAUCCCAACGAUAUAUGUUCACUUCUACUGCGUAUACUCCGACCAACUCUCUAGUCAGGUCUUGGAGACUUUGUCCCAACAUCAGCAAAACAUUGUCCGAUGCUCUGCCUCUGUGGUUCGUCUAGCCAACGAUUUUGCAACCUCACAAGAUGAAUUGGCGAGAGGAGACGUCUAUAAAUCCAUCCAGUGCUACAUGAAUGAGACCGGAGCUUCAGAGGAGAAGGCGUGUUUGUACUUGCGGCAAAUGAUUCAGGACUUGUGGGAUGAGAUGAAUAACGAGAAAAUGGCUCAUCAUAGUUCUUGGCUACUCCAUCAUGAUUUUAUAGAAACUGUCAUGAAUUUGACACGCAUGUCACAAUGCAUGUAUCAAUAUGGCGAUGGCCAUGGCUCUCCUCAAAAAGCCAAAAUUGUUGAUCGUGUCAUGUCCUUGCUCUUCAAUCCCGUUCCUUUAGACUGAGUGUGGCAUAAUUACAUGUAAUACCACAUAUUGUUUUUAAACAAGAGCAUAAUUAGAUGUUAUUACAUGUAACAACAUGUUUUAUCUAUAAAUUUGUAUUUUUCUAUU
Molecule: messenger RNA, 805 nt
Organism: Camelina sativa (false flax)
Lineage: Eukaryota; Viridiplantae; Streptophyta; Magnoliopsida; Brassicales; Brassicaceae
Source: RefSeq, a predicted model, not a curated record